AUGGUGCAGGUGUUUAUAAAUGCCGGCUAUUCAAAAAUUUCUUGCAGCGAGUAUUAUCAUACUGUCAUGGAAUGGAAUGCUCCAAAGAGAAGAAACUAUGACAUACCUUUAGAGUCAAGAGAGGUAGCAACCAUAUUUAAGGCAUAUCCAAAUGCUUCUGCUAAGGAUGCUGAAAAGGAGAAAUCUCCCUCACCGACAAGUAAAAUCUUGUGA
This is a messenger RNA of Ilex paraguariensis (yerba mate), 213 nucleotides long. Lineage: Eukaryota; Viridiplantae; Streptophyta; Magnoliopsida; Aquifoliales; Aquifoliaceae. The record is from the annotation of a GenBank genome assembly.